Rotaria socialis is the source of this 504-nucleotide messenger RNA. Lineage: Eukaryota; Metazoa; Rotifera; Eurotatoria; Philodinida; Philodinidae. The record is from the annotation of a GenBank genome assembly.
AUGGAUCUUGAAUACACAGUCACAGAAAUCGUAAGUCGGGAUGGACGUGGUCAAGUUGUUCAACUCGAUUAUCAAUUUGAAGAAACCACAACUGUUGAAACAACAUCAUCAGCAGGCAUGGCUCGACAAAAUAGAGAAAAACGAAGUCGUUCCUAUGAUGCAACAAUAACCCGUGAUCAAUAUAAAAAUUUUUCAAGUCGUCAAAAGAAUGCAUUAUCAUUCGAUUCAUUCGUGAUUGUUUUACGGCCAUUUAUACUGGGUUUCUAUGCCGGUGAAGAACUUGAACGUGCAUUUAAUAUAUUAGAUCGUGAUCAUUCUGGUAAAAUACAUGUCAAUGAACUAGGCUCUUUUUUACCUAUAUUAAAUGAAUCAAUCGAUGAUGUAGCUCUACUAAAUUAUAUACGAAAAAUUGAUCAAGACACCGAUGAAAACAUGAAUUUCGACGAAUUCCGUGCAUUGGUUUUACGUGGCAUCGGUCGGGAUAUUAUUUGUAAUCAUUUAUAA